Messenger RNA from Carassius auratus (goldfish), 2563 nucleotides. RefSeq names its product growth/differentiation factor 5-like. The record is from RefSeq and is a predicted model, not a curated record. Gene Ontology annotation, molecular function: cytokine activity; growth factor activity. The transcript has 2 exons. The coding region runs from base 323 to 1807 and encodes 494 amino acids. Gene Ontology annotation, cellular component: extracellular region. NCBI's taxonomy places the organism in Eukaryota, Metazoa, Chordata, Actinopteri, Cypriniformes, Cyprinidae.
AGAAAGAAAGAGUGAGCGAGAAGAGCGCAUUACGCCAUCCUUCCCUCUUGGAAAAGUGGGAUUUCAUACAAGUCUCUCACAAGAUAUCAAGCAGAACCGCUGGACUUCACCGAGAGACACUGCGCGUUUGUACCUACUCCUGGAUCUCCACUCUGACAGAGAGCUGGAUCACUAUGGUUCUGAAGAGGGGGGCUCAUGGCAAUGAUUUGCGCAGAAUAAUCGAUCAGACAUUUCCAAAGCUUCAUUUUUACCUCUUCAGUCCCGUUCAUGGUAGAGUCGUUGGGCAAUUUUCCAUCACCGAAACUCAGAGGAAGAUCAGAGGAUGAAAGUUCUGACUAGUCUCCCUCUUUUAUUGGGUUUCUGGAUUCUGUUAUUCCUGGACUUCAUCCCGCAGGCGCUCUCCAUCGCCGGAGUGGCCGGUAACAGGGGCACCGGGGCGGCCAAAUCCAAUACACGGUUACCGGUGGCGCGCAACGGGAGCACGCUAGUUAAGUCCUCAGACAACGCAAAGAUCUCUCGCAUCCGGGCUGGUCCACCUCUGAUAAAGGCCGAGGGUAACCCGGGUCGCGCUGCGGUCUCUGUGAGUCUAGGGCGCAGGGAGGCCGCGCGCUCUUGGGUACCCAAGGAUGAGGCGAGGGUCGCAUCCUCUUCCAGCAUCCAACACCAAGCGGGACACAAUAAAGGAGUUUCUGCGCACAAAUCAGUCGCGCAGGCUGCGAUUAGGGCUGGACAGACCAAUGCUGGCGUGAAGAAAAGCAUCGCACCGGCACCUGCGCAUCUGAGAGCGAAAAACACCAGCGUGGAACCCAAACACCCUUUAGUGACGCCCCAUGACUACAUGCUGUCGCUGUACUGGUCCCUGACCAGCGGAGAGGUCAACACUAGCGUCCUGCACGAGGCUGGGAUGGCCAAUACUAUCACCAGCUUUGUAGAUAGAGGACAAGAUGACCGUGCAGCCCUCCUGAGGCGUCAGCGGUACCUGUUCAAUAUCAGCUCAAUGGAGAAGGAUGGUCUGUUGGGUGCAGAGCUGCGCAUCCUCCGAAAAAAGCACAUGGAUUUUCGUAAGGCCACGUUUACUGAGGGCAUAGCAACUUUAAAAAUGUACACCUGUGCCUCAGGUAAGCACAGACCUGUCCUGCUGCAUACUCAACCUAUCGACCCUCGUAGUGCCCUGUACUGGGAAGUGUUUGACAUCUGGAAACUGUUCAAGAACUUUAGAAACACUCCACAGCUUUGCUUUGAGCUGGAGGCAGUCGAUCAAGGCCGACUGCUUGAUUUGCGAUUACUCGGCCUGAGUCGGACAGGAAGGCAAUCCAAGGAAAAAGCCUUCUUUGUGGUGUUUGGGCGUACGAAAAAUCAAGGGCUCUUUUACAAUGAAAUCAAAGCCCGUUCUGGUCACGACAACAAGACCGUCUACGAGUACCUCUUUACCCAGCGGAGGAUGCGUCGGGCACCGCUGCCACGUGGGAAAAAACCAUCCAAGAAUCCCAUACCAAGGUGCAACCGCAAGCAGUUGCACGUCAACUUCAAGGAAAUGGGCUGGGACGACUGGAUCAUCGCCCCUCUGGAGUACGAGGCCUUCCACUGCGACGGCGUCUGUGACUUUCCCAUCCGCUCCCAUUUGGAGCCUACCAAUCACGCCAUCAUCCAGACUCUCAUGAACUCCAUGGAUCCCAGAUCCACCCCACCGACCUGCUGCGUCCCGACCAGACUCAGCCCCAUCAGUAUUCUGUACAUUGACUCGGCUAAUAACGUGGUGUACAAGCAGUACGAGGACAUGGUGGUGGAGAGCUGUGGGUGCAGGUAGCAAGAUAUUCUGAAGACUUUUAAAAAGCAACCGGAAUGGAAACCUUUUAAAUCUUUAUGACUUCAAGACUUUCUUUAUGAUGAGUUAUUCAGCCAAAAAUCAAGAGUAUGAUUUCCGUAUUGUUGUUCAAUUUGCUAUAACCUUUAGCCUAUACACUUGCAUUCAGAAUGGAACAGGUUUGUGCACCAUUCAGAAUUCAGAAUCUUUUAAAUUCCAGUUUAACUCUUGCAUUUGAGGUAGCAAACAGAACAGUGGUGGCUUAAUAAAGAAUUCUAAUAAUCUUUGCUAAUAUUCUUGAACCUUCAAACUGCUAACACUUUGCACUUUGCAGUUAUUUUUUUUUUUUUACAGCAAGUCUUUACUGUAUCACCAUAAAUGACUGAGUAUUUUCAGCUGUUAAGUGGGUGUUGGGGGUGGGUCGCAAUUAAAGUAUGCAAUUAAUUGGUAAAAAAUUCAUAAUAAAUUUAGUAUUCUUAUGCUUGGCUUCCCAGAUAGCAACAGAGUCUGGACCGAAUCUGGCUUAAAUUCUUAUGUACGAUUGAUUCUGACAAUUAAAACAAAAAUUAGGCUUGUGUAUUUAUGACAUCACUUACUAAUUUCUUUGUUCAGAAACUGAAGUAACUUCUAAUUUUAUCUGUGUGUUGUAUCUUUAGUAGCUACAGCAAAACUACAGCGCUUCUAGUAGGCUAUUUUACUGGAAACUCCAAUGGCAUGCAAUCAGCUGACAAACACCCUAUUUAUAUAUAAAACUAUAUG